AUGCGUGGUUUCGGUCUUCUCCUCCUGCCCGUCGUUGCCAAGUUGGCCUCUGCCCAAUCUCAGUACACCAUCAAUGUCACUGCUGUUCCUGAGUCUACAAGAGAUGUCUGGUGCACCAACCAGCAGAAUGCUUGCCCUCUGAUCUGUCUUCAAACCGCUGCCAACUCUUCUGACACCAUUGAGAACGACUGUGACCCCGAGACCCUCGACUACUCCUGCAUCUGCGCAAACAACGUCGCCCCCAACGCCUCCGAGUACUCCCAGACUAUCCCUUACUACAUCUGUACCGAAUGGGGCACCGAGUGUAUCUCAGGAUGCAAUGGUAACACCGACUGCGAGUACAACUGCAGAGCCCAACACCCUUGCGGUGCUCAGAACCCCACUCGCGUCAACGUCACAUCCACCUCUUCCUCGGCAACAGCCUCAAAGACUGGUUCCAGCCAAGGCCAAUCCACAAACUCUGCCGGCGAGACCAUCUACUCUGGUCUUGGUGGUAGUGGUGCUGCUCAAACCAGCACCAGCAGCACCAAGACUGGCUCAGCUGCUGCUCUCCAGCUCGGCCAGGCUUAUGGUCUGUUCGCCGUCGCUGCUGGUAUCUUCGGUGGCUUUGCUCUUCUUCUGUAA
Aureobasidium melanogenum CBS 110374 is the source of this 624-nucleotide messenger RNA. RefSeq lists its product as uncharacterized. Lineage: Eukaryota; Fungi; Ascomycota; Dothideomycetes; Dothideales; Saccotheciaceae. Bases 1 to 624 code for a protein of 207 amino acids. The record is from RefSeq and is a predicted model, not a curated record. The transcript is spliced from 3 exons.